Messenger RNA from Symsagittifera roscoffensis, 1773 nucleotides. Its product is annotated as cytoplasmic 60S subunit biogenesis factor ZNF622-like. Gene Ontology annotation, molecular function: nucleic acid binding; zinc ion binding. Gene Ontology annotation, cellular component: preribosome, large subunit precursor. The transcript has 8 exons. Gene Ontology annotation, biological process: ribosomal large subunit biogenesis. The record is from RefSeq and is a predicted model, not a curated record. NCBI's taxonomy places the organism in Eukaryota, Metazoa, Xenacoelomorpha, Acoela, Convolutidae. Bases 36 to 1412 code for a protein of 458 amino acids.
CCUAAUUGUUGUGAUAAACUUAUUAAAUAGGAGAAAUGCCAUUAACGUGCCUGGCUUGCCGAACUGUUUUCUCAAACAAUGAAAUGCAAAGGGAUCAUUAUCACACAGAAUGGCAUCGCUAUAACUUGAAAAGAAAGGUAGUUGAACUCGCACCGGUCAGUCGCGAGGAGUUCGAAUUGAAGCGUGUAACCGCAGAACUACAAAGCAAUAAAGCAUCUUCUGGCGGAAGGGGUGCCAAGUCAACAGUCCCAACUGCAGAAUAUGAUCCGGAAAAACAGCAGCUCAGAUGCACAGUUUGUCAGAAAAAUUUCCAGUCAACCCAGGCUCUGAAUAAUCACUUGCAGAGCAAAAAACAUAUUGAGAGUGCUAAACGUUAUGAGGCAGCUCGUCAAACAAGUAGAAGUGAAUCAAGAAAAUCGAGCGAGUCUUUCGACAUAUCUCGCCAAUUGGCGGCAGAAAUUAACACAUCCUCAGAUUGCAUUCAGCUAGUAUCCAAACCUGAGAAAUCUCCCCAGGAGCAGAUUGAGUCCAAAGAAGAAGCGAAUGUUCCGAUGGAGGACGACGACGCUGACGAGGAUUGGGAGUGGGAGGGUGAAGAUGAAGACUGGGAGGGUGAAGAUGAAGACUGGGAGGUAAUGGACGAUGAUGAUUCGGAGGAAUCGCAAGUGAGGUUGAAGAUGAUGACCUCGUUUGACCCCAGUGUAUGCGUGUUCUGUCUCGACAGAAAAAAGCAUGAAAGUAUGGAAGAGUGUCUGAGACACAUGGAAGAGAAUCAUAGUUUCUUCGUGCCGUACCCCAACUUGGUGGCAGAUUUGGGCCAGCUACUUUGUUACCUGCAUUACAAAGUGGAGGUGCUACUUCAGUGUGUGUUAUGUUCGCGGAGAAGCCGAAGGUUCGGGGAGGGAGGGGCUGUAAGGAGACAUAUGAGUGACAAGGGCCACACCCGCAUGGCACAUGACAGUCCGGAACACUUCCUCGAAUACGUCACUUUCUACAAUGAGCCAGAAGAUGUGGAGGGAGAGGAGGGGGUGAUGGGAGAUGACCCUCUGGGGACUAAGUUGGAGCAACUGCUGGCCAGUGCUUUGGAGGACGACUUCAGUCUCGUGUUGCCAUCCGGCGCAGUCAUCGGACACCGUGCACUGUUGAGGUACUACAAACAGAAGCCAAGGGCUCCAACGGAGAGAGUUGAUUCGAGAAAAGGAAUUGAAGACAGUAGCAGGAGGUACAUUGGCUUCAGGUCCAACCCACAGGCGCUCCAUAAUUCCAUGGUUCUGUCCAAAAAUGUGCCCUCGAUUCGAGAACUGAAGGUGUUGCAGAGGUUCAAGAACAGACAAAGGGAAAGACUGCAGACGAAACAGAACGACAUGAAGACCCAUAGUCGAGACCAGAACUUCUGGAGUAUGCGCUACUAGACAGCAGAAGGCAGAGACAGACAGCUGCUCUAACACUGAGAUAAACUCAUUGAAUUUUUAUUUGGAUCUAGUCAACAAUCCAGUCCUAAACCCCCCCCCCCCCCCCAUCCCCCCUCUCUCACACACGCGAACUCAGCGAAUAUCCAGUCAUAAAUGGAAUGAAUCAAAUGUUUAAGCGUAUUGAGCAUAUUUGAAAGUAGUGAUAAUAUGUCCCCGUUGCCAUUGGAAAGAAUUGGUUGGCUAGAUCCUCUUAUGUUGUAUGAAUGGCUCUACUCGAAUACAGACCAAAGUAUAAUUGACUCUUCAGAUUUUCUUAGGAUUUUGGUUUAGUCUUCAACAUGAUAAUACAAUUUUUUUCAUA